Messenger RNA from Danaus plexippus (monarch butterfly), 2788 nucleotides. RefSeq names its product luc7-like protein 3. The transcript has 8 exons. Gene Ontology annotation, molecular function: mRNA binding. Gene Ontology annotation, biological process: mRNA splice site recognition. Gene Ontology annotation, cellular component: U1 snRNP; U2-type prespliceosome. Lineage: Eukaryota; Metazoa; Arthropoda; Insecta; Lepidoptera; Nymphalidae. Bases 188 to 1327 code for a protein of 379 amino acids. The record is from RefSeq and is a predicted model, not a curated record.
CGUCUUGAUACUCUAGAAGUUAUUACAAUUAAAUAUGGCUGAAUUGUAAUUUUCAAAGCCUUACCGAUUUGUGUUAAUAUAACAAUCACGUGUAAUGUUGGUUUUAUUAAACGUGGUCUUGGUAUUUUGGUUUAAAUAUUAGUUUUAUUGAGGUAGUCUUUUAGAUUUGGUCUUAACAUUAAACACAAUGGCAGUGCUUGCUGCGGCACAAUUGUUAGAUGAAUUAAUGGGGAGACAUCGUAAUACAAAUCCAAAUGAAAAGAUUAAAAAACCAAAUUGGGAAGAUCCAGAAUAUUGUAAAUACUAUAUGGUAAAAUUCUGCCCUCAUGAUUUAUUUGUAAACACAAGAGCCGAUCUUGGGGUUUGUCCAAAAGUCCAUGACGAUGAGGUAAAGGAUCUUUUCGAACGAGCAGAAUCUUCAUAUAAGAAAGCUCAAUAUGUUGAAGAGUUCUUAAGAUUUUGCCGUCACAUGAUUAGCGAUGUAGAAAGAAAAAUACAAAAAGGUAAACAAAGACUGGAGUUGAUGAAUUCAAAACCUGAAGGUCCUCCCAUGACACAGGCUCAGACCGAGAAGAAUCAGGAACAGGUUCAGCUGCUAUCUGAAAAGAUAACUGCUUUAUUGAGAGAAGCCGAGGAAGCUGGGUCCUGUGGUAAUGUAGAACAGGCACAAGGCCUCAUGAAGUUGUGUGAUCGACUGAAAGAUGAAAAGGAACAACUUUUGAAACAACAGGAGAAUAGCCACUGGUCAAUGACAGCGGAAUUGGCAGCAGCUCAAGAGAAGCAAAUGGAAGUGUGUCCUGUAUGUGGAGCAUUUUUAAUUGUUGGUGACGCACAGCAGAGGAUUGAUGAUCACCUCUCCGGGAAACAACAUGUUGGAUACUAUAAAUUACGUCAAGCUUACGAAGAGAUGAAUGAAGCUCGUGAAAAGGAACAACAGGAGAAGGAAAGACGGCGGCGAGAGGAAAGAGAAAGAGAACGCAGCAUACGGGGCGGUGGACUCGGGUCAGAUAGACGGGACAGAGAGAGGAUGGAGAGGGACCGAGAGCGAGAUAGCCACAAGGAUAGGGAACGGGAUAGGGGAGAUAAAGAAAGAGAUAGAGAACGUCAUCGGUCCAAUCGUGAAGAACGAAAUAAUCGUCACGAGGAUCGUGAUCGCGAACGAGAUCGUGACAGGGACCGUGAGCGUGAUCGCGGUGACAAGGAACGGGAACGGGACCGUGACAAGGAAAGGGACAAGGAACGGGAACGGGACCGAGAGCGUAAACACCGCCGAGAGAGAAGAUCGUCUCACGAUCGCCCAAGACGUCGAUCCCGUGAACGUCACUGACCCCGAUUGACUGAGGUAUCACAUAAGCGCCUUGUAACGGUAAGCAUAACAAAAUGUCGCAAUACUACGAUCCCGCAAAACUUAACUCCAGAAACGUUGAACACUCACAUCCUAACGGCAUUUCCUUAUCCGUAAAGCAAUCAUCCCCAAAAAAUUUGAUACAUUAUUGAGUAAUAAAUUGAACACUGUUAUUUUACAGCUUUAGUAACAUACCAAAAUAAAACUUCGGUUUAUGGCAAACAUAUGGGGAGUAUUGCCCUGUUGCGAUCUCGAUUCGAUAGUUGUCGUCACACCGACGGACUUGGCAGGUAUUUAACACGUAUUAUGAAUAGCUGCUGCCUGCUGCGGGGACUUUUUGGCCAAUCGCGAUCUCUCAUAUCAUGACAUGUGUGAUGUGAAUGGAACUAGCGAUUGUCCAAUAAGGUUUUAUAUGAGCUGUACACUUUGGGUCGUCUUUUCGAGGUACUUUUUAUGUAUGUUUCGACGUCGUCUCUCUAGUUGCUACGUUCGCUCGGGAUUUACGGUGAUCGAUUCGACGAAAGGUAUUUGUUAGGUUUUCGUGAAUGGGAAUUAGGGUCAUUCAAGUCAUUGAUCUCCGUUUAGGGCUUUGGUCGCGUCCGUAUAAAAUGGAUUUAAUUUUUUUUAUGUCUCAUCAUAGAUAUAUUUUUAUGAAUGGCGAUGUGAAGGGAGCAUGUUCUAUAUGCUUCUCAUUCACAAGGAUGCUGUUUUUACAUCAUCAACUGUGCAUUUCCAGGUACCCUCAUAUGGCAACAAGUCUAAAGCGAAUUAUUAUUAAUAUUUUUUAAUUAAUACCAAACAUCUCAUUACUUGAUGCCAUAUAUAAUGUUAUCUAAUACCCUUCACCCCAAAUGGAAGUAACUGGCCAUCAUUGAUGAUCAAUUAAAAAAUAUAUUAUACACGAAUUAUUUCUAUUAAAUUCAUUGAUGGCAGUUAGUUCUAUAUAAAAUGUACUCACAUUCUUGUUACUAGCGUAUCGAUGGACUUUUCAGUGUGGGAACCAUAGACGAAGAUCGACGCGGGCAACGCGACCACAGACAAUGAGGUACUUUUGAAAUUAAGAACCAACCAAUAAAGAAAUCGGCAACCACUGAAGAGGCGUCGCACGUUGAUACCGUCACUUGACAUCGGUUUCAAGGUGACAUAGAAUAGUUUCGUGUAUAAAGUUUUUCUACCAAUUCCAUUAUGGGUUAAUGAAUGCACGUAACGUUAUCACGUUAUAAAUAUUGUUAUUUAUUCGUUAUAAAAGUGUAUAAUGUAGCUACCUCCAAAUGAUUCAUCUCAAGGAAAUAUAGUUUACUGUAAACCAGAUUCCACUGAGGGAGUGACUUCAGGUAUUUAUCGAACUUUUAUUUGCUAUGAUUAUUGUGAUUGAUUUGUUGUGUAUUACAUAAAGUGUGAACCUUUAGGAAUUAAUAUGAAUAAAAAUAAUAUAAUUCUAAA